Molecule: messenger RNA, 789 nt
Organism: Neohortaea acidophila
Lineage: Eukaryota; Fungi; Ascomycota; Dothideomycetes; Mycosphaerellales; Teratosphaeriaceae
Exons: 2
Coding region: 111-662 (183 amino acids)
Source: RefSeq, a predicted model, not a curated record
GAGAGCGAGAUGGAGAUGGACGGUGGGGUGGAACUGGGUAGUGAGGAUGACGAUGACGACGAUUUGGGAGAGGAGUUUGAGGACGUUAAGAUGCAGUGAGAUUGAGGCCCAUGUUAGCAUGCGCCAUCACAUGUCAGCGGCAGGUGAAUAGCCGCCACUGGGCGACCUCGUCCACAAUAGAGAGUAUGCCCACUCCACAAUCGUUCCUUCCUCAUUCGGCCAAGUCAUGCACCAUCACCGAUCAACAACCCUCACAGCACACGAUGCCAACCCUCAAACAAAUUCAGUGCUCCAUCGAGCUAGGCCCCAGCAACACCAAACUCACAGAGUACGGCGCACGCUACAGCGACGGCCACGUCGAGAGCUUCAUCGCCGUCCCCGACACCGACCUGGCCUUCACCAUCCACCUCACCUCACAAGGCUACAUCGCGCCCGGCCUGGCCUUUUUCGUCUACAUCGACGGCGAGUACCAAUGCAAUCGCAACCGCACCAAUCUCAGACUUCCCGGGACAGGCGUGCAGCCGAGUGAGUAUGAGACGGAGUUUCGCUUGCGGCAGAAAGAGGAGAAGACGAGUUUGGGGACGUUUGUUGCGAGGGAUUGGACGUUCGUGAAGUUGGAUACAGGUUUGUGGCUUUGCUGCUUGGGAGUUGUGCUUCGCUGACUCGCGAUCAGUCGCUGCUGACAAUGCGCCCAGCCUCAAUCGGAAUUUCACGCACAAUGUGGGUACUAUCGAGGUGAUAUGCCUGCGUUGCAAGUCGGAUGAUGAUGAGCCUCCGCCGGCUAGAGUA